AUGUUUCCCGAGAAUGCAGCUCAGAGAAGUUUCCAAGCUUGUUUAGAGUGUCGGAGAUCCAAGUUAAAAUGUGACGGUUUACAGCAUGCAGAUUUUCAAUGUUCUCGUUGUACGACUCGAAAUAAGGUCUGCAUUUGGCCAGCACCCAUACCUACUGCAAUGACCCAGCAGAAUGCACAACAACAACAACAACAGCAGCAGCAGCAGCAGCAACAACAACAACAACAACAGCAGCAACACCAAAUACAACAACAGCAGCAGCACCAACUACAACAGCAACAGCAGCAGCAACAGCAGCAGCAACAGCAGCAGCAACAGCAACAACACUUCCAGCAGCAACAGCCGAAUCUAUAUCGCCUUCCAUCCACCGCAUCCACCUCGAUUCCCAGAGAUGCUUUAGCUAGUGAAGAUCCUCAAUCAUCCACAUCAACACAAUUUCAACACAAUUAUCCACAUUCCGAUCAUGAAACCUCACUCAAUCCACCAAAGCGACCAAGGUUGGAAAAUAGAAGAGCGAGAAGGAAUACAGAAACAUCCGGUCAAACCCAAAUGUUUGACUUUUCCACAUCAAAUCCAGCACCUUUUGAAUCACUAAGAAGUGUCGCUUUGUUAUCGCCAGAAGAAGCAAUCCUACAGCAUCGCUCACAAGCAAGCUUUGGGGAUGGAAUCCGAAAUGCAAAUGAUCCUUCGCAUCCAACCGGCUUGCACAAUCUGGAAAGGCAAGAUGACAACGCGGCAAAUCAGUAUUCUAUAAACGAAGGGGAAGACUUUACAGAUAUCUUGGGAAAUGAAGAAGAAGGGGACAAUGAUGACAACACGGAUGAUUUCAGCAUUUUAGAACAUAAGCAGAGUACUGAUGAGCAAAUAAAUGCCUUGAAAGAACGGAUGGGAUGGACACAAAAAUGUCUACAUGAAGCAAGCGUUGAGAGAAGAAACUUCUUUGCAGAUGCAAUCGCACCGGAACCAACUGAAGUUGAUAAAUUGGAUCCUAUACAAAGUGGUAUUCUACAAGAAAAAGACGUUGAAAGAUUAUUCGAAUUAUUUUAUGAAACGAUAAAUGUCCAACACUGCCUAUUAGAUCAACGUUAUGAUUCAUGGAAAACCAUCCAAAGAUCUUCAAGAAGUUUGUUCAUUACCAUUUGCGCAAUAACGGCAAGUAUCGACGAGCAGAAUGCAAUCUCACGUCAUUGUUCUCCAAUAUUGCUAAGAAGUAUGGAUCACUGUACUUCUCUGCUACUGUCUUCAAAUGCAAAAAGUACAGAGGUUGUGAAAACUUUACUUUUAACAUUUUUAUUCAUGACAAAACCUGCUUUUGCUCGGGAAGAUCGCUGUUGGACGCUUAUCGAUACAGCCGGAAGGAUCGCAAGUGAAUUAGGAAUGGGUAAACGUUUAAGAACAAUUCGAUCCACUUUGGAUGGUCAAUUGAAAGACGAUCAUGAACAGCGCAGUACGGAACGAGCAUGGGCAACUGCAGUACUUCUACAACGUAGCUUAGGAUCGCUGCAUGGAAUGGUGUCUGUGAUCAAUCUAGACGUUCAAUGGAAUCAAUUAGACAAAUGGGCAGAAGAUGAACGUGCGACACCUGGUGAUGCUCAACAUUGUGCUUAUCUAAAUUUGCGCAGGAUUGAAUUUUAUACACGGUCACAAUUACAGAAGAUGGAAGAACAUCGAUUUUUAUCCUUGGAAAGUAUUCGUGUUAGCUUUAAUACACUUUUUGAAAGCUGGCAACAACGUUAUGUUCAACAUCCUAAGCUGCAAGGGCAUUUUGUGCUUAAAAGUGUAUUGAUGGUUGUCGGUUCGCAUAUUCAACUUCUAAUCAAUGUUACGGUCCUGCACACUUCAAAGAUCUCAGAUCAGCCCAUGUAUAUGGUCCCGGAUUCACUGGAAGAUCAAUGCGCCAAGAUGUCAAUCGCUUUUUGUAAAUUCUUCCUUGACAACUUUCAAUAUCGAGCUCAUCAAUUAGGGCGCAAUAUUGUUUCGAUGGUCACAUGGAGCGUAAUGAUUAUGCUACAGCUGAGAUAUCGUGAUCAGCGUCUGUUAGCUACUCGUCUUGCAAUUUUGUUAGCCGGAAGCGGAUCGGAUCACUUGCAUUCGAGUUCGUUUGCCCGUUUCAGCGGAAGGUGGCUAUUGUCGCUAAUUAAUGAUCUAGCAAAAGCUUCUAGCGAGAGGAAAGCAGCAGCUUUGUUAAGAUAUAAAAGGUUCGAUUACAACACAAAUUAUCGCUUUCCCAGCUUUCCGACUAAUAAUCUAGACGAAUUUCAAUCUGCCUCAGAUGCCGAUCAAACGCUAAAUGCCGGCAAUCAAACUCGAUCAGAGAGAAACAGCGGUCUUGAGAGUCAGUCUCUAUCUGUAGAAAGAAAUCUGAACCAAAAUCUUCAGCCUGACACCAACGUGCCAAUCUCUGGAAACGACUCCCAAGCAGAUUCGACAGAAAAUAUUCUGUCUAGUAUGUCUGGGCAUAUGACAACCGAUCCAUUCAACGAAACAUGGCUGAACUCAUUUUUGGACAGCUUAGUGCCUCCUUCCUUGACACCAUCAAAUGAUCAAAGUGGCUCAACAAGUGUAUCAAACUUCAAUUCUGGUGUAAAUGAGAAUGGUGACCAAACCUCCAUGCAACUUGCUUUUGAAUCUGAUCCUGAAAUGAAUUUUCUCAAUCAACAACCUUAA
Molecule: messenger RNA, 2667 nt
Organism: Meira miltonrushii
Lineage: Eukaryota; Fungi; Basidiomycota; Exobasidiomycetes; Exobasidiales; Brachybasidiaceae
Exons: 4
Coding region: 1-2667 (888 amino acids)
Biological process (GO): regulation of DNA-templated transcription
Cellular component (GO): nucleus
Molecular function (GO): DNA-binding transcription factor activity, RNA polymerase II-specific; transcription cis-regulatory region binding; zinc ion binding
Source: RefSeq, a predicted model, not a curated record